AUGAUUAGCGACAAGGAUAGUCACUGUAGAAAAAUAAAGUCACCCGCCGCCGUGCUAGACGCACCUCCGGCCAGACUGACCAGACAACACCAACUUGACGGAACAAAGACGCCUACUCCGGAGCCUGAGGGUCCGCUCAGCGGCCAAGGCGAGCCCGAGCCCGAGCCCGAGCCCGACGACCCGACCCCAGGCCAGACUUUUCAACACACCCCUGCCUUAACCUUGAUCAAGACAAAUGUCACCCCUGACAUACGUAAGACGCUAGCCUGGCAGUAUAUUGGCAUUAGUUUCGAAUGGGAGCCCCAUCUUCAGAUUCACCAGCCCCUCAAGACACGACGGGAAGUGCUUGGCCGGCAAAAAGCGUUGGAAAGCACCACGCACCCCAAGGGUGUAUACUUUUACAACAAGAUCGCUGCCCGGAACGCCCUCAACCUUACUAAUACCACCAUUUACUCCGGUUUUAAAGACGGCCACGCUACCAACACAUUCUGUGACAAUAUUGGUACAGCAGCUGUUAGCCCAGGAAGCUGGCAUAUCGUGCCAAAUAGCCCCCGACCUACCAUUGGAGUCCAAGAGUUCCUUACGCUCUCACAAUCGUUCAAGUUCGAGAUCCGCAGUGGACACCGCGAAAUCACCAACCUGCCGGGCAGCGCCACCGGCUUCUUCUGGCGCGUGGUAUAUGACCUGGACCGAAAGGGCAGCUUCCGUUUCGAGACAUGCGAGCGAGAACAGCAUGGCCGCGUCUUUACCAAGAUUCAGGGUCAGUACGUUCCUGGGUACGCUGUCAAGUACAGCCAGGCCACGUCCGGAGCGGAGUUUAUCUGCGACAGCGGUGUUCUUAGCUAUGUCAAGGUCCAAAGCUCUGGUGCCGUUGUCACAGCUGUCACCGAGACCACCGUUAUCGAAAAGUACAGCAACACCAUGUAUGCAUGCACCGAAGCCGCUCAUUGCGUCCCUUCAAAGUGCGAGAAGGGAUGUGAAAAAGGCGUCAAGGACAACUCUGCCCCUUCCGGUGGCGUCCUCAUUCCAAAACCUGGCCCUUCAAAGCGAGCUCUUUACUUCCUUGAAAGCAAUCCAGCCGGCGCUUCCAUCUCGGAUUGCCGAUCCUGCAAGAUGGUUUAUUGGAUAAGAGCAGAGCUACCCUCUGUUCUCCCAGGACUCUGUUGUGGUCAAUGGCAAAUACCUCUACACGGUAAAUUCCGGCUCAACGCGAUAGCCCUGUUUGAAAUAUCCGACGCGGACCCUGCCAGUCUAAAGCGUGUAGGCGAGCCUGUUCAUAUCGGCGGCGAAUUUCCCAACUCGGUGGCUGUUUCAGACAAGAACAAUAUGGCGUGCGUCGCGAAUACCGGAAGAGGAGCGGGAGUCCAGUGCUUUAAUACUCUUGACCAUCUCGAACUUUUGGGCGAGUACAUGCCGCUGCCCGUCACUCCGACAACACCCUCUGUUGGCCCUCCAAAUUCAGUUUCCGACAUCGUCUUUAACCCUUCACAGACGGCUUUGUUCGUCACCAUCAAGGGCAAUGGUAUAGGCCGCGGCUAUGUAUACGCCUACAAAGUCGUAAAUGGCCGUAUUAACCCGCAGCCCGUCAUCUCGCGCCCGCCAGGCUCAAUGCUCGAUUUCUCCCUGACUUUCCUUUCCGACUCGACUGGCGUCGUCACAGACCCGGCAUACGGUGCCUCGUACAAUAGGAAUCUCUCCGUCACUGCCUCUAACCAGAUCACUAUACCUGGCCAGGGCGCUACCUGUUGGUCCGUUUUCGCGCCGGAGUUUGACACAGUAUACUUGUCUGACGGCGCGUCGCCCAACAUCAUCGCCCUUGACCCCAUGUCCGGCCGAACCAAGUUUGUCAUCACCGGGGACACCCAAUCUACUUGCUCUUUUGAUUCCGCCGUGGAUCGUUCGAGUCUUUAUGUUCUCCAAGGUAGUCCGGCGGUCGCUGUGUUUGAUCUCAGGGGGUCAAAGGGCGGCGACCGUACACCUAGCUUGUCUCAGUACCUCAACCUGUCUUCAGUCGGGGCUCGAUCUGGCUGGAUUGGAAUGGUUGUUUAUUCUGGCUGA
Molecule: messenger RNA, 2058 nt
Organism: Metarhizium acridum CQMa 102
Lineage: Eukaryota; Fungi; Ascomycota; Sordariomycetes; Hypocreales; Clavicipitaceae
Source: RefSeq, a predicted model, not a curated record